CUGUAGGGCCAUGGAGCUGGGGCUCUGGGAGCCUAAGGCUGUAGGGCUGAGGACCAAGGAAUAUGGGGCAGGGGGCCUUGGGACAGGGACCAGGGAUGGGGAACUGCAGGGCUGUGAGAUGGGGACCAGGGGACCGGAGUCCAUGGAGCCGUGGAGCUGAAGCCCCCCAGCACCACCCCCAGCCCCGUGCUGGGUGGCAUGAGGAAGCCGCAGCCUCGCUGCUUCCUGCUGCAGCAGCUGCUGGGUUUCCUGUGGGUCCCUGAGCCCUGGCUGCGCCAGCACCCCCAGCCUCUCUGGUCCCCCCAGUCCCCUGUACCCCAGUGCCAGGCAUUGGCUCCCCCAGGACCAGGAACUGGGGCAGCAUGUGGUCCCUCCACUGCUUGUGGACAGGAUUGCCAUGGGGCAUUGCCAUGGCUGGGGGGAAUUCAUGGCCAUGGGACACAGCCUGGCCAGGGGGCAUUGCCGUGGCCGUGGAGCACAUUCUGUGGGAUGCAGCAUGGCCAUGGGGCACAACGUUGUCUGACGGUGAGGGCCAGGCUGUAGUGUGCCCAGGCGCCCCGAGCUGGGUGAGGAUGUUGGCAGGGCGGUGGCGGCUGGAGGGCCACCGGUGGCGGCGCACCGAGCCGGCUGUGGUGCUGCGUGCCCUCUACAACUACACGUACCGUGCUGAGGAUGGGCGGCAUGUGGCCAUAGCUGCUGGUGAGCAGUUCCUGCUGCUCCACAAAGCCAACGAGGACUGGUGGCAGGUGAGACGGGCUAGUGAGCCCCGCUGGGCUCGGCCCUUCUUCGUCCCUGCUACCUACGUGGCUGAGCUGGACCCUGGUGACACCGGGAGACGGAGCACACUGCCCCCCAGCCGUCCAGUGGGCACGGGCCUUCCACCACAGUACCACUCACUGGAGGACCUUCGUGGCCCACCCCCACCCCCCCCACCAGAGGCCACGCUGACCCGCACCUGCCCUGUGGGCCGCUGCAUUAGCACAAGCCAGCUGGCAGAGGGGGCCCUGCCCACCCCCUCCCCAGCCCUGCCAUGGUGCCAGUCCCAGCAGGAGCUGCUGGCCCAGAGCACUGGGGUGUCCCCCCGGGGAGCCGCCAUGAUCUACUGCAACGUAGAGGAGCUGCAGCGGGCCGGGGGCCAGGCUGAGCCCCCAGCGCCAGCCGGGCCCCCCCUCCAGAUUUUGGGGUCCUGGGAGCGUCACUUGGACCCCAGCACCGGUCGCAGCUUCUUCUACAACCCCCAGACGGGCACAACCUCCUGGAAACCCCCCCGGCGGCACCGGGAAGCGGGCCUGACCCCCCCUACUGAGCCCCUCAGGACCACCACAUGCUGGAGUUCCAGGGAAGCCGGGGUCCCCAGUGGCACUGUAAGCCAUGGCCAGACCCUUGAGCACUGCAGCAUGGAGGACCGGGCAGCCGCCCCCCAGCCCGCCCUGACCACAGCCAAGCCCCGGCCCUGCGCCCCCGCCCUGCCCAACGAGGUGCAGAAGGCCGGGCAGCUCAACAGGACCAAGAUCGCUGAGGGGGGAAGGAAGCUCAGCUCUUCACAGCUGAGGGGACCCAGGCAAGCAAUGUCCCUGGCACACAAAGGCUCUUGCAGCUGUGCCAGGAAGAGCUGGGGGGUCUCCUGGGUGGUGCUGGCCGGGAACAGCCUCAUCUUCUACAAGGAGCCCAAGGGGCCGGCACCCACUGCCUGGUGCCCUGUGAGUAGCCGCCCCGAGAGCAGCGUGGACUUGCGGGGGGCUGCCCUGGAUUGGGCCCGGGACCUCUCCAGCAAGAAGAACGUCAUCCAUCUCCGCACUGUGACCGGUAACGAGUUCCUGCUGCAGUCAGACCAAGAGGCCACCAUCCAGGAGUGGGCCCGGGCCAUCCGGGGGGUCAUCCGCCGGCUGGACCUGGAGAACCCCGUGGAUGUGCCAGUGGGGUGGCUGCACCAGGGGGACAUCGGGGACCUAGUGGAGCUCAGCGGGGACGAGGAUGAGGCACCACGGGUGACUGAGGGGGCCGGGACUCCAGGUGCCCCCCACACCCCCAACGCCUCAGAGAAAAAGCGGGUGAAGAGUAAGCUGAGGCGCUUCAUCGUCAAGCGGCCCCCACUCCAGAGCCUGCAGGAGAAGGGGCUUAUUCGAGACCAGGUGUUUGGGUGCCGCCUGGAGGCCCUGUGCCAGCGGGAGAGUACCACUGUGCCUCGCUUUGUCCGGCUGUGUGUGGAGGCCGUUGAGGAGAGAGGCCUUGACGUUGAUGGGAUCUACCGGGUCAACGGGAACCUGUCCGUGAUCCAGAAGCUGCGUUUUGCUGUGGACCGGGAGCGAGCCGUGACCUCAGACGGGCGCUAUGUCUUCCCUGAGCAGCUGUGCCAAGAGGAGCGGCUCAGCCUGGCAGACCCUGAAUGGAGUGAUGUCCAUGUGGUGACCGGUGCCCUCAAGCUCUUCUUCCGGGAGCUGCCCGAGCCCCUGGUGCCUUACGGGCUCUUCGACCCCUUCAUUGAAGCUGUCAAGCUGCCGGACCCCCAGGAGCAGGUGGAGCGGGUGGCUGAACUGGUGCAGAGCCUGCCCCCUGCCAACUAUGCCACCCUGCGCUACCUCCUGGCUCACCUCUGCCGGGUGAUGGAGCGGGUAGAUGUCAACCGAAUGACACGCCAGAACAUCGGCAUCGUGUUCGGGCCAACGCUGCUGCGGCCGGAGCGGGAGCCGGGCAGCCUGGCAGCAGGCAUGGCCCAGCAGAACCAAGCUGUGGAGCUGCUGCUGGCACACUUUGACCGCAUCUUUCCUGCACCCUCCUGAGCCUGGUCCCCCCCACCCAAGCCAGGCAUGCGUGCACUGGCUACCAGUGCCCCUUCCUAUCCCACCCAAGUCCUCCCUGCCCCAUGUACCUUUGACUCUGCAGUAAACAGGCAUCUUCUCUGGGACUGACAGCA
Molecule: messenger RNA, 2914 nt
Organism: Phalacrocorax carbo (great cormorant)
Lineage: Eukaryota; Metazoa; Chordata; Aves; Suliformes; Phalacrocoracidae
Source: RefSeq, a predicted model, not a curated record